AUCUGUGUACUCACACACACAGCUCAUUUAAUCGUCUACACGUGUUCGGGUCGGUUAUGGCUUCUUUAAGCAGUCACUUGAUCAUAUGUUAUUUAUUUGUUGCUGCAAUAUCGUGUUAUCCCGUUGAUAAGAAAGCAACAAACCAGACAACCGAGGUUAAGGACUUCCAACCUGUUCCUUUACCAACAGAUUUUGGUAGCUACGAUCUGGACGGGAAUGGAUAUAUUGAUUUGAAGGAAUUGGCUGAGGUAUCGGAAACAUCGCACGAAGAAGCCAAGAAACCUUUCGUUGAUGCUGAUGAUGAUGAUGAUGAUCAAAUCAGUCCGUCCGAAUUCGAAAAAGCUCCUUGGAGCCUUCAGGGAAAAGUCGAAGAUUUCAGAGGAGAAGAGGACGAUAACAUGGAAGACAUUCUCAACGAUGAAGAAGAUAUGAUGAUGGAAGCUGGUGAGCCUGUUAUUGAAGACGAAAUGGAUGAUGAUGAUGAUGAUGAUGAUGAUAAACUAAAAAUAGACGAAGAAAAUGAGAGAGAAAUGGAUUCUCACAGAGACGAAGAAGUGACAGAUUAUGAUGAUGAUGAUGUGAAAAAUUUAGAAACCGAUGACGCUAAUGACGAAGAUAAUGACGAUACGCUGAAAGAAGAGCCGUUAGAGGAGGAAACAGAUGAUGAUCGAAGUCUACCAGAGGAGGAAGCAAUAGGCGAAGAAGAAGACGAUGAUGAAGAGGAGGAAGACGACGACGACAACGAAGAAAUCGAAUCAGACCUUUCCGAUCCUCGUCUUCUUGAAGAUAAUUUAAGAGAAACGGGUUACGGUUCCGAAGAAGAGACGGUGGAAAAUACAAUUUAUUAAAAAAAAAAAACAAAUCUUCAAGAAAACUUUCGUGUUCUUUUAGUGAAAACAACAGCAAAAAAUACUUUCUUCGGAUUUA
Molecule: messenger RNA, 927 nt
Organism: Centruroides sculpturatus (bark scorpion)
Lineage: Eukaryota; Metazoa; Arthropoda; Arachnida; Scorpiones; Buthidae
Product: glutamic acid-rich protein-like
Exons: 2
Coding region: 57-848 (263 amino acids)
Source: RefSeq, a predicted model, not a curated record